AUGUCCAGUACAACUCAUACUCCUAACGUGUUAUGGGCGCAACGUUCUAGUGCCACCGACGCAGAGAAAAACGUGGUUUUAUUGACUAUUGAGAUAGUUGACCCAACAAACUUAAAUAUUGACUUGAAACCUACAUACUUGACUGUGAAGGCAAAUUCAUCAAAAUCAGAACAGCCAUAUGAAUUAAAGAUUGAUUUUUUUAGAGAUAUUGACCCAGAAAAUUCCAAAAUUAAUACUGGAAAUGGAAACCAUAUCUACAUGGUAUUGAGAAAAGCAGAAGCAGAGGAAGAGUACUGGCCAAGAUUAACAAAAGAGAAGUUGAAGUACCACUACAUCAAAACUGAUUUUGAUAAAUGGGUAGACGAAGACGAACAAGACGAGGUUAACGAUGAAGAAGAUUUGAUGGGUGGAAUGGGUGGCAUGGGUGGCAUGGGUGGCAUGGGUGGCAUGCCAGGUAUGGAAGGAAUGGGCGGUAUGGGCGGAAUGCCAGGAAUGGGUGGUAUGGGUGGCCCAGGAGGUAUGGACUUUUCACAAUUGCUCGCUGGAAUGGGUGGUGCCGGUGGCGCCGGUGGCUCUCCAGAUUUGAGUGCUUUGGCCAAUCAAUUAGGUGCAGCAGGAGGUAAAGAUCUCCUUUCUGAUGAUUCUCUCGGUGCUGAAGGUUCUGCUGAAGAUACUGGUGAAGGGGAAAACUCUGAAGAUGGCGAGAAGGUUGAAGAAAUAAAUUAA
Lodderomyces elongisporus is the source of this 726-nucleotide messenger RNA. RefSeq names its product Hsp90 cochaperone (gene SBA1). NCBI's taxonomy places the organism in Eukaryota, Fungi, Ascomycota, Pichiomycetes, Serinales, Debaryomycetaceae. The coding region runs from base 1 to 726 and encodes 241 amino acids. Gene Ontology annotation, biological process: chaperone-mediated protein complex assembly; protein folding. Gene Ontology annotation, molecular function: protein-folding chaperone binding; Hsp90 protein binding. The transcript has a single exon. The record is from RefSeq and is a predicted model, not a curated record. Gene Ontology annotation, cellular component: nucleus; cytosol.